Linum tenue is the source of this 5623-nucleotide messenger RNA. NCBI's taxonomy places the organism in Eukaryota, Viridiplantae, Streptophyta, Magnoliopsida, Malpighiales, Linaceae. The record is from the annotation of a GenBank genome assembly.
AAAAUCCCAGACAUCCUUCAUUCUUUCACUGUCAGGGCUUCAGGGUCUUUGAAAUUCCCCGCCAUCACAAAACCCCUCUCCCCUUCACUCUCCAAGCGUUUGCUUCCGUCGCAGCCAAUCAAAGAGCUUUCUGCCCGACCUGCUACCCUGAUUGAUUUCCAAGCAGUUUGUCUGAUUCUACCAUCUUGCCACUUAGCAGUAACCAGUAAGGCAUGGAACGAUUCCAGCGAUUGAGCCUUUUCACGUAGCUGCUUUUGGACAACAUGGGAGACCUGCCAAGGGAGGAUAAUUCGAAUACACUACGGGUGCUUGUCGCGACAGACUGCCAUCUCGGUUACAUGGAGAAGGAUGAAGUAAGGAGGCACGAUUCUUUCCUAGCAUUUGAGGAGAUAUGUAAAAUAGCGGACGAAAAGCAGGUUGACCUCGUGCUCCUUGGUGGGGACCUUUUUCAUGAGAACAAGCCCUCAAGAACAACAUUAGUUAAGGCCAUUGAGAUCCUCCGUCGGCAUUGUUUGAAUGAUCGACCAGUGCAGUUUCAAGUUGUCAGCGAUCAGACCGUAAAUUUUGCGAAUCUAUUUGGCCACGUAAACUAUGAAGAUCCACACUUCAAUAUUGGUCUUCCAGUGUUUAGCAUUCACGGAAAUCAUGAUGACCCUGCUGGUGUGGACAACCUAUCUGCAAUUGAUAUCCUGUCAGCCUGCAAUCUCGUGAACUACUUUGGGAAAAUGAUUCUUGAGGGUUCUGGGGUUGGUCAAAUCACACUGUAUCCAAUCCUAAUGAAAAAGGGUUCGACAAAUGUUGCUUUGUAUGGGCUUGGUAAUAUUAGGGACGAGCGGCUGAAUAGGAUGUUUCAGACUCCACAUGCUGUACAAUGGAUGAGGCCUGAAGUUCAAGAAGGUUGCGAGGUGUCGGACUGGUUUAAUAUCCUUGUACUUCAUCAGAACAGGGUGAAGACGAACCCAAAGAAUGCCAUAAAUGAGCACUUUCUGCCCAGGUUCCUGGACUUCAUUGUAUGGGGCCAUGAACAUGAAUGUCUUGUUGAUCCACAGGAAGUUCCAGGCAUGGGAUUUCACAUCACACAACCGGGGUCUUCUGUUGCAACAUCACUGAUUGAUGGAGAAUCAAAGCCUAAGCAUGUUCUGCUUCUAGAAAUUAAGGGAAAUCAAUAUCGUCCAACCAAGAUACCUCUGACAUCAGUGAGGCCUUUUGAGUACACUGAGAUCGUGCUGAAAGAAGAAACGGAUAUCGACCCAAAUGACCAAAACUCAAUUCUGGAACAUCUGGACAAAGUGGUCAGUAAUCUGAUAGACAAGUCUCGGCGAAAUGCCACUAGCAGAUCUGAGCUCAAGCUCCCACUGGUCAGAGUCAAGGUGGAUUACUCAGGCUUUAUGACAAUAAACCCUCAACGAUUUGGGCAAAAGUAUGUUGGAAAGGUUGCUAAUCCUCAAGAUAUUCUUAUAUUCUCAAAGGCUUCCAAGAAGGGUCGAAAUGAAUCUGCAGCUGUAAUUAGCGAUGCAGAGCGCCUUCGCCCAGAAGAAUUAAAUCAGCAAAACAUAGAGGCCCUAGUAGCUGAAAGUAAUCUGAAAAUGGAGAUUCUUCCUGUCAAUGACUUGGAUGUUGCACUGCACAAUUUUGUUAAUAAAGAUGACAAAAUGGCUUUCUAUACAUGCGUGCAACAUAAUAUCCAAGAAACACGUAGUAAACUUGCGAAGGAUACAGAUGGUGCAAAAUUUGAAGAGGAUGAUCUCAUUCUUAAAGUUGGAGAAUGCUUAGAGGCAAGGAAGCUCUAUAAAUUUUAUAACCUAUAUACUGAUCGAGUUGGUAUUGUUAAAUUAAGCAUGAUGUUCUCCCUCUGUUUCUGUGAAUAAAUUUACUUAACCCACAGGGGUCUUUUAGUUCACUGUUGGGUUUUGAGGCUUCAUCAAUUGGGUUUGCUAUCACCGAUCACAUCUCUCGACUGUGUAUUUGUGGUUUGACCUGGGUGAUAUCUCGUGAUGUCUUGUCAUUAUUUCAAAAAAAAAAUCAUCGUGUAUUCUUGGGGUACGAAACUCAGAGUGUGUAGGUUAAUCCCUUGGGGUUGUGUUAUUCAUGGUGCACUCCAGACAUUCCUUAGAGUCCUUCGCUCAGCAUUUUUCAUUGACGGAAGUUUCACCACCUACUCUUUGUCCUCAUUUAUUAUGUCCCUACUUGUUCAUGAUGUUAUAUCUGUACAAUUGUAACUGUGUGACUUUGCUGUCCUCGCUGAUCUGCUGUUAUAUAUCCCUGGCUUAACUAAUAAAGCUAUAAAAGAUUCUAUUUUCUUUAUCUCAUGAUGAUGCUGGAACAUAUUUGCCAUAGGAACGUGUAAAGUCGAGGUCUCAGCAGCCGCAUGACAAUCUAAUGUCCACAACUAGCGCUCAGUCAACGGAGGAUUUUAGAAGUACAACUGCUCCAGGAACGGGAAGUGCUAUUUCCUUUAGCGAUGAUGAAGAAACAACCCAGGUGUCUGGGGCAAGGUCUACAGCUAGGGGUAGGAAAGGGAGUACUACUCGUAAUGCUUCAGAAGCCAGCAAGAGCAAAACUUCCACUAGAGGAAGGGGGAGAGGCAGAGGCUCAACAAGUAGUAUGAAGCAGACAACUCUUGAUUCUGCUCUAGGUUUUCGGCAGUCACAAAGAUCUGCAUCAGCUGCCACAGCCGCUGCAGUGAGAAGCAUUGUUAAUGUGGAUGAAGCUUCUAGUGAAGAGGCAGAAGCGCAUGAAAUUAACGACAGUGAGGACGAUGAUGAACCGGUUAGAGGCAAAGGGCGGAAAAGAGCGGCAGCACCAAGGGGAAGGGGUAGAGGGACUGCAACAUCAAAACGUGGAAGGAAAGCAGACAGCCCUGCAGGGAUCAAGAGAAUGCUAAUGAGCAAAGAUGAUGAUGACGAUGAUGAUGAAGGUGACAGGGCUAAGCUAUUGAACAAGUCCCAAACAAGGGUAACGAGGAAUUAUGGCGCUUUAAGAAGGUGAAAUCCGAGAAGCACGAAGGAACUCCUGUUGCAAAUUCUGGCUGUGGGAAUCGAAUGUUAGCAGAUUUUAUUAAGUGUUAAGCUCGAAUUCCAGCAACGGUAAAAACCAAGGAUGCCCAACAUUUGCUAAUGCUAGUAAUGUUGUAUCCGGCAGAAACCAAACAAAUUAUGCUCAAAAUUUUGUCUCCACCAAGCAGUGUUAAUUAACAUAAACUUAGAUGCAAAUCAACGAUGAACAUAUAUUAGAAAUACAACUUCGAUAUAUCAUAUGUCGAGCUUUGGCGUAAAUCUGCACAUAUGAUUUGCGAACGAGCUUAGACAGAAAGGUUAAAACCAGUCUUCACCUCAGACUCUUUGGAACUUCAUUAGAGUUGCAUAGAGUUUCUUUAAGUAGAAUACUUGCACAGAAAGAGAGGGCACAAUGAACGAAUAUCAUUAGCCAGCCCAGGACCCAAAAAUUUCCUGACGUCUGCCUGUUCAACCUCCCCAGUUAUCCACUACUACCUCUUCAUCCUCAGUUAUCUCCCCAGUUAACUACUCUUCUACCCUUUUCUUAAGCCAUGAAGUGCAGGGGGAAAAAAAGACUACUGAAACCCUAGAAGAAAUUCGACAUUGAGUAGUAUAUGUACAAGCUAGUUAAUUCUAUCUAGCACACAGUCCCUCGACCUGUUUUACCGAAAGUGGAGCUUCUGAGUUGUAGCAACUGGACGUUGUUUCCCCAUUAUUGGAUGAUUGCAAGGUUUUCCCUUCGGAUUAUCCAAGCUUGUUAUGUCUCCUUUUCUCGUUGGGUUGAGUGGUUUCUUUGACUGGCCGGUCAUUAAAACUCCACAUUCAACAACGCUGCCUUUCGGCUUUCUGCAGGUUCUUGCUUUGUCGUUCUCUUUUCCAGUGCCUACCAGCCUAUUUGCCCCAGCUAUGCCAAGCUUCUGGUGUGUUGCUGCAGCACCAAUUAACAAGCCCUUUCCAUUAACUCGAUGCAGUUGCAGAGUUUCCAUAGGUGCAGUUUGAAUAAGAGCCUUGCCUUUGGUAUGUUGUGGGUAUGCUGACGACUUUUCUAGAUUAACUUUGUUUACCAAUCUAGUAUUGCGAGGCCCAUCCUUCAGCUGAAUGUUAGAAGAAUCCCUCAAAAUUCUAGAACCUUGUACUUUUUUUAUGGCUGCCAUGCCGUUACUUGCCACAUUUCUGCUAUCUGAAGUCCAUUCUUUGCCCCGCAGGAGUGGGAUACCAGAAAACUUAACAUCAGCACCAGGGUUUGAAGAUGAUGAUAUACCAGGCUUGCUAGAUAAAGACCUAAAAUUUGGUUUACUCUUAACAUAAGGACAAGGUUUUGAAGAAGAUUCUGUACUAGACAUGCCAGAUGAAGACCUGCGCUUUGGUUUACUCUCAUUGUAAGUACAAGGGUUUGAAGAUGAUCCCACAGUAGACUUGUCUGAUGAAGACUUGCAGACUUCACUGUCCUUAACAUCAUCACCAGGGUUAACGGAAGAAGAUCCCACACUAGACUUGGCUGACGAAGACUUACGAACUCUGUUGCCAAUAACAUCACUAGAAGAGUUAGAAGAAGAUCCCCAACUAGACUUUCCGGAUGAAGGCCUGCAACUUUUUUCACUGUUAAGAUUGAAACCAGGAUUCAAAGAAGACCCUACACCAGACUUGUUGGAUAACGACCAACGAUUAGUAGUUUGUAUUGAACCAUUGUUAGUUUCCACCCUUGCUGCUUGUCUUCUAACACAACUCUUCCGAAGGCUGAUCCUUACUUCAGCUAAAAUACUGCUUUUGUUACCUAAUGCUUGACUAAAUGACUCGUGGUGCCUUCUGUGAGGUUGCUGAAAAGUCUCAGAUGUAAGGGUACUCGUAUUGGAUUCACCAGCUCUAUCCCCAGAACUUGAGCCAUCUUUUGAAUGCUGACCAUUACCCAGAGGAAGUGUAUUGCCUUCCUUGAUGCAACCAGUUGAAGCACUCUCCGAAGCCGAAUUCACUAGCGAAUUUGAAGUUCCUCCAGACUUUACAACACUUAUUUUGGGCUUUCUCACAUCAUCCAAAACUGAGUUCACUAAUGAAGACUUCCCUCUUAAAGCUUUUACUGGAUGUUGCUUGUUCAUUACGAGGUCAUGACUACCCUUCUGAAAUUUCUUUCCGGCAAGGUGUUUGCCCCUUGAUCGUGAUACCGAGGAGGGAAGCUGUGGUGAAGACUGUCCUACUAAGCCAAACUCUUCAUUGCUGCAAUGUCUAAAUGCUGCUUUCAACUGUUUAGAAGACAGCUGGUGAAACUGAUGGCUGAUUUGAAACCAUUGGUCAUCGCUGUCACUAUAAUCAGCUUCUUGAGCAAGAUCUACCCACAUCGGAGCUUCAAUCUCCUCCUACACAAACGCCCAGUGAUCUUUAGCAUUCUUAGAAGCCAUUUCCGUCUUCCUUUCCUUCUGAAUCCCAGAAAAUUCUUCAACCUAAACUGGUGAACUCGGGAGAAAAGUAUCUCUUAUCUAACUGGAGAUGCAGAAUUCAGGAUCGUCCAUCCUUCUCCCUCCAUUUCUUCUUCUUCUUCUGGACGCUUCGCCGAUGGGCUCCUUACCUUGGUUUUCUGUUCCUUCUAUUUAGGGGGAAUUCCCGGUACAGAAAUUGGGUGGUGGGAGAGGGAG